Linnemannia hyalina is the source of this 3486-nucleotide messenger RNA. NCBI's taxonomy places the organism in Eukaryota, Fungi, Mortierellomycota, Mortierellomycetes, Mortierellales, Mortierellaceae. The record is from the annotation of a GenBank genome assembly.
AUGGAUCUGGAGCAGUUUGAGGUCUUGGAGCUCGUGAACAAGAUCCGCAACGAGGUUCUCAACCACCUUGGCAUGGACGACAAGUCAAUCGCCGAGUUUAUUAUCCAUGUUCACGAGAAAUCCGCAGACUACACCGCCUUCAAGGACACUCUGCAGGAUGCUGGCGAUUUCUCGCCUUCCUUCAUUGGAAAUCUCGACCGUCUUAUCAGGACCAUGCACCCCAAAUACAAAAAAGCUGAGGAGCCAACUGUCGCUGACAAAGCCGCCAUCGCAGACGAAAAGUCACACAAGUUCCCUGGCUUGGCCAUUCCUGACAGACCUGGAUGGGCAAGUACAAGCCCAACCUCCUUGGCAGACGAUGAAAAACCAAAGGAAAAGAAGGCAGCAGGAGGCGAUGACUUUAUGUCUGAAUUCGAAAACAUGAUCGAGAGCACCAAACAAGAGACAAGGAACAAGAGCAGGAGCAGGAGCAGGAGUCGUUCGCCAAGACGCAAGAGAGCUCGCUCACGAUCAAGAGAUGGCAAUAGGCACAGCCGGAGUCGUAGCCCUCGCAGAGGAGACUACAGGGGGCGGAGCGAGUCAUCGAGGUCGUCGCUGGAUGAUGCGCCCGUUCUCUACAAGAUUUACACUGGCAAGGUCACCAACACAAAACCAUUUGGCGCUUUUGUUGCGCUGGAUGGUGUGAAGGGCAAAGUCGAGGGAAUGGUUCAUAUCGCCAUGUUGGCGGCCGGUCGAGUGAACGAGGUCUCGGAUGUGGUCAAGAGGAACGAAAGCGUCAAAGUCAAGGUCAUGUCUGUAACCUCCACCAGAGUGUCCCUCUCCAUGAGGGAUGUCGACCAAAAGACAGGAAAGGAUCUCUCGCCCAAUCUUCGCAUCAGGACAAAGGAGGAGAUGGCUCAGGAUGCAGCACGCAACCCCGAUCGACCUUCAUCAUCUGCAGUCCCCAUUGUCGACGAUGUCGAGCCAAGGUCAUCCAAGCUGAAGCGCUUGUCAUCACCCGAGCGAUUCGAGCUGAAGCAGUUGAGGGCGUCAGGAGUUCACAUUCCAAUGGGCCAAGACGACCUGGAUGAGGACUUUGGGACGAUUGACAACAUGGAUGCCGAGGAGGAGCUGGAUAUCGAGCUUUGUGAUGACGAGCCCUUGUUCUUGAAGGGACAAGCACGCCACGCGCUGGAUCUCAGCCCUAUCAAGGUCGUCAAAGCACCGGAUGGUACCAUGAACCGCGCUGCUCUUUCGGGAGCAGCGUUGGCAAAGGAGAGAAAGGAGCUCCGUCAGUCUGAGGUCAACGCCGAAUACGACUCUGUUCCUAAGGACAUCAACAAGCCCUGGCUUGAUCCCAUGCCUGAGCCAGGCGAGCGCAACUUUGCCCAGGAUCUCAGAGGAAGCGCAGCCAGCGGCAAGGCUGGCCAAGUCCCCGAGUGGAAGGCGAACACUUUUGGCAAGGCAACCACAUAUGGAAGGAUCACAAACCUGAGCAUGCAGCAGCAGAGGGAGUCUUUGCCCAUCUUCAAGCUUCGGACCCAGCUCGUAAGCGCCGUGAAGAAUAACCAAAUUUUGAUUGUGGUCGGAGAAACAGGAUCAGGAAAGACGACGCAGAUGGCUCAGUAUCUGGCAGAGGAGGGAUUCACCGCCAACGGCCGUAUUGGAUGCACGCAGCCCCGUCGUGUUGCCGCCAUGUCUGUCGCCAAGCGUGUUGCCGAGGAAGUUGGGUGUCGUCUGGGACAGGAGGUUGGAUAUACGAUUCGAUUUGAGGACUGUACCAGUCCCGAGACCAAGAUCAAGUACAUGACAGACGGAAUGCUGAUGAGAGAGUGUCUUAUCGAUAUGACCAUGUCGCAGUACUCGGUCAUCAUUCUGGACGAGGCUCACGAGCGCACAGUCAGCACGGAUGUUUUGUUCGGACUCCUGAAGCAGGUCUGCAAGAAGCGAAAGGACCUGAAGAUCAUCAUCACCUCCGCAACAAUGGACGCCGAAAAGUUCUCGACCUAUUUCUAUGGUUGUCCCAUUUUCACCAUCCCUGGACGAGCCUUCCCUGUCGAGAUCUUGUACACCAGAGACCCUGAGUCGGACUAUCUGGAUGCCUCCCUCUACACCGUUAUGCAGAUCCAUCUUUCUGAGCCUGCUGGAGACAUCCUGCUGUUCUUGACUGGUCAGGAGGAGAUUGACACGGCAGCCGAGAUCCUGUAUGAGCGUAUGAAGGCAUUGGGACCCAUGGUGCCCGAGCUGAUCGUUCUUCCAGUCUACAGUGCUUUGCCCUCGGAGAUGCAGUCUAAGAUUUUCGAGCCUACGCCACCAGGUGCCCGAAAGGUCGUCAUUGCCACCAACGUUGCCGAGACAAGUAUCACCAUCGAUGGAAUCUACUACGUCGUCGACCCCGGAUUCGUCAAGCAGAACGCCUAUGAUGCCAAGCUGGGAAUGGAUUCUCUGAUUGUCACGCCCAUCUCGCAAGCUCAAGCCCGCCAGCGCUCUGGUCGUGCAGGAAGAACUGGCCCAGGAAAGUGCUAUCGCCUAUACACGGAGGCAGCCUAUGUCAACGAAAUGAUGCCCAACCCCGUUCCCGAAAUCCAGCGCACCAACCUCGCCAUGACCGUGCUGACGCUGAAGGGUAUGGGAAUCAACGACCUGAUCAACUUUGACUUUAUGGACCCACCGCCCGUCCAAACUCUCUUGACGGCCUUGGAGCAGCUGUUCGCGCUCUCAGCAUUGGAUUCCGAAGGACUGUUGACUCGUCUUGGCCGCAAGAUGGCCGUCUUCCCUAUGGAGCCCCCACUCGCCAAGAUGUUGAUUCUGUCGACGGAUCUGAACUGCUCGGAGGAGAUUCUCACCAUCGUCUCUAUGCUCAGUGUCCAAAAUGUGUUCCAUCGCCCCAAGGAGAAGCAGGCCCUCGCCGACAGCAAGAAGGCCAAGUUCCAUCAGCCAGAGGGUGACCAUCUUACGCUCUUGACUGUGUACAACGCAUGGAAGGCGUCCAAGUUUUCGAACCCUUGGUGCUUUGAAAACUUCAUUCAGGCGCGCGGUAUGAAACGUGCCCAGGAUGUCAGGAAGCAGCUUCUCGGAUACAUGGAUCGAUACAAUCAGGAUGUUGUCUCGUGCGGCAAGAACUACACCAAGGUCAGGAGAGCCCUUUGUGGAGGUCUUUUCCGACAUGCUGCCAAGAAGGAUCCUCAGGAAGGUUACAAGACCCUUGUCGAGGGUACGCCUGUCUACAUCCACCCGAGUAGUUCCCUCUUUAACAAGAAUCCUGAAUGGGUUAUUUAUCAUGAACUAGUCAUGACGACCAAGGAGUACAUGCGAGAGGUCACGGCGAUUGAGCCCAAAUGGCUGACGGAAGCUGCGCCAACGUUCUUCAAGGUUGCGGACGCAAACAAGAUCUCGCGCCGCAAGCGCCAGGAGAAGAUCGAGCCGCUGUUCAACCGGUACGAGAAGCCGAACGAAUGGCGUCUCAGUCGUCUCAAAACCGGAAGCCGCGUCUCCCAAACAUUCUAG